This is a messenger RNA of Anguilla rostrata (American eel), 4004 nucleotides long. RefSeq names its product extended synaptotagmin-like protein 3 (gene esyt3). Bases 350 to 3010 code for a protein of 886 amino acids. The transcript is spliced from 23 exons. The record is from RefSeq and is a predicted model, not a curated record. Gene Ontology annotation, cellular component: endoplasmic reticulum membrane; extrinsic component of cytoplasmic side of plasma membrane. Gene Ontology annotation, molecular function: phosphatidylinositol binding; phosphatidylethanolamine binding; calcium ion binding. Lineage: Eukaryota; Metazoa; Chordata; Actinopteri; Anguilliformes; Anguillidae. Gene Ontology annotation, biological process: lipid transport.
UGAGAGGGCGGGCAAGUCUCAUUCUGCAUACUCGAAUCACCUAUUGGAGUGUGUCAGGUAGCUAAAAACUGAACAGACUGGGGCAGUAGGCUACAACACGGAAGUCAAAGGUGGGAAAACUGAAGACGACCCUAAAGAGCAAUUUGUCUUGCAGUCCCUUAGCAUAUGAGGAAAACCAAACUGGCUCCAGAGGCAAUCGCAUAAAACAAAAUUGUUAGACUUUUGAUACCCUUGUAUAUGUCUUUCUUCGUCUUUCGUGACUUGUGGGAGUAGCGUAGCUCCCUGUCUCGCAGACUUCACAAGUUAUAUUUAGAGAUACGAGAACAACGCCAAUUACAGGAGCGACACAAUGGAAGCUAGAAACGAAAUACGGGGAUAUAACGCAGAUAACAACCGUGGACUACAGGGUGGAUACGGUGGGGCGCCUUCUUCAAAUCCCACUCAGGGUCAUUCUGAGACAUCAACCGUCCCAGCAACAACGCUCCCCGGAGAUUUCCCCAACGGAGGUGCAAAUACAGAAACCAAGGAGGAGUACAGCGUAAAUUCGGUCAACCGCCUUCUGAUGGAGUUUCUGAUGUAUUUAGGGAAGUCCUUCUUGUUCUUGUACCCAGUUUACCUGACGGGCUCACUCGGACUUAGCAUCAGCUGGAUUUUGUUGUUCCUAAUGAUGUGGACGUGGUGGCGGAGAAAUAGAAAACAUAAAGAUGUUCGGCUGGAUACAGCUAUCGACUUUUUGGAGAACGAGAGAACGAUGAUCAGCAAAGAAUUAAAGGCACUCAAUAUGCCAGCCUGGGUGCAAUUCCCUGAUGUGGAAAAGGCUGAUUGGCUCAACAAGAUCCUGCAGCAAGCAUGGCCGUUCUUCGGCAUGUACAUGGAGAAACUCCUGAAGGAGAACAUCCAGUCAUCCAUCAGGACAUCCAGCCCCCACCUCAAGACCUUCACCUUCACCAAGGUCCACUUCGGCCAGAAGCCCCUCCAGAUCACAGGGGUGAAGGUGUACACAGAAGAAGUGGAACAGAGAGAGGUCAUCCUAGACCUGAACCUGAGAUACGCGGGUGAUGUGGACAUUGACGCAGAAGUGAAGAAGCCCAUAACCGCCGGAGUGAAGGGACUCCUGCUUGAGGGAAUGCUGCGUGUGAUUCUGGAGCCAUUGGUUGGUCAGUCCCCUCUGGUGGGAGGGAUCACCAUGUUCUUUAUUCGCCGACCGAAACUGGAUAUUAACUGGACUGGAGUGACCAACCUGCUGGACUCUCCAGCACUGAGUCAACUUUCCGAAACGACCAUCGUGGACAUCAUCUCUUCCAUCAUGGUCCUGCCCAACCGUAUGUGCAUCCCACUGAUAGACCAGGUCAAGGUGGACCAGAUGAGGUUCCCUCUUCCCCGGGGGGUGGUGCGGGUUAACCUUCUGGAAGCGCAGGACCUGAUUGCCAAGGACUCCUUCAUGCUCGGGAUGGUGAAGGGCAAGUCGGAUCCAUACGCCAUCUUGCGGGUGGGCACCAGUCAUUUCCGCAGCAAGACUGUCAAGGAAAACCUGGACCCGCGCUGGAAUGAAGUGUAUGAGUUUGUGGUUCACGAGGCUCCUGGACAGGAACUGGAGGUGGAGCUGUUCGAUGAGGACACGGACAAGGACGACUUUCUUGGCAGGUUCAAUCUGGACCUUGGCGAUGUGAUGAAAGAGCGGAUUGUAGAUAAGUGGUACACCCUGGAUGAUGUAGAGAGCGGAAAGGUACAUCUGAACAUGCAGUGGCUGUCUCUGCUGGUGGACCCAGCAAAGCUUGUUGAGACCCAGAAUGGCUGUGCAUGUGCAAUGCUCGCUGUGUACCUGGAUAAUGCCACCAACCUGCCAAAAGACCAAAGUGAAUUCACUCACAAGGAUAGGACUGGAAAACCUCCCAAAGAAGCCAGGCUCACAAGGAGAAAUACUCACCCCAACUCCUUUGUGGAAUUUUCCAUCGAUAAACAAACCCAGAAGAGCAAGGUGGCAUAUGCCAAAGAUCCAGUGUGGGAGGAGUGCUUCACCUUCUUUGUGCACAGUGUGAAUAACCAGCAGCUCAAAGUCCAGGUUAAGGAGCCUGAGAAGAAGACACCUCUGGGAACGCUCUCCCUGCCCCUCACGCGCCUCCUCAACGCCUCCGACCUGACCCUGGACCAGCGCUUCCUGCUGGAGCGCUCGGGGGCCAACAGCCAGAUAAAGAUGAAGGCCACUCUCAGGAUCCUGCAGCUGGAGAAGCCGAAGCCCAAACCCGUGAAGAAGAGCCCACCUGCCGAAGCCAGGCCCCAGGCCCCGCCCCAGCAUAAUGCGAUAAGCUCCUCCUCCUCCGCCCCCUCCCACGCCGCGCUGGCCCCGCCCGGCGGGCUGCAGCCCGCCACCGCGAGGCCCGGCCCCAUUAAUGGGCUCCACCCCGAGUACUACUCCCCCCGCUUCCAGCCGGCCGGCACCCCGGAGAGCCGCACCCCGGCCCCCGGGACCCCCAUCCUGAGGGAAGGGUCCGUGCUGCGCCGCUACGACUCCCACAGCCUGCUCUCUGAGAACUCCCUCGCCUCGUCGCGGUUCGACCUGAGCGAGGGCGCCCCCUUCCCAGAGUCCAUUUUGAACCACCAGGGGAGUUUUGGGGAGAUCAGGAUGACGGUGAGGUACGCCACCCUGAAGAACCGGCUCAUUGUUGUGGUGGACUCGUGCAGGGGCCUGUUUCCUUGCAGUGAGAAUGGCUCAGAUGUCUACGUUCGGCUAUACCUCCUCCCCGACCAGUCGUGGAGGCACAGAAUGAGAACGCACGUGAAGAAGAAGACCGUGGAUCCCAUCUUCAAUGAGAAGUUUGAAUUUGACGUGCCGUUGGAGGAGGCAAAGAACAGGAAGUUGGAUGUGGCAGUCAAGAACAACCGAAUGUUCCAUUCUCGGGAACGCAAGGAUAUUGGAAUGGUGCUGGUGGACUUAGCCCAAGUGGAUCUGGCCAAAGGGUCUACGGAAUGGUAUGAGCUGAGUAUACCUGGACUAAAGAAAGUGAACUAGAAGGAAAAUUAAACUGAACUUGCCGAACUUGCAGGCUUCUUUCCUGAAACAGAUUCUGGAUUUCCACCUUAAUGUCCUACCUUAGUUUUUGUCCUGUUGAUCUUCCCCUCAUUUCUGAUGAGAACAUUAAAGAUUGCACUUGGUUCAGCAAGAGCCAGUCCAAGGAAUGAUGUUUAUCAAUCUGAAACAUCAAUACUGUAAUGUCAAACUUUUUGCCAAAUUCUGCUCUGACCUAAUUACCCCCCUUUCCUACAUUCAUAACAAGUGGUAAAUCAGACAUGAAGGUUGUAUUUUUUUAGAUAUUUUAUUAAUUACUUUUUAAAAAUUCAAAUUUAUACAUUUAUUCACAAAAUGAGCACAGAUCAAACCAGUGAAGCUGGUUGGAAACAGGAGGAUCUGUUUAUACACCCCCAACAACUUUGUAUAUAGAGCUAUGGUCCCUGGAGUAGAUUUCUCAAAUAUUUCUCCAGUCAUUAACCUAGUAAGACAGAUAUUGUCCUCACUUAUACUACUCCGUUGAAUAUGGUUUGCCAGCACAAAUGUUGCAGAUCUUUUCUGGAUUACCAUUGGUUGGACAGGGCUAAACAAUUCCAGGUGUCCAAGGGGAAGUUACAAACCUUUAAAAUUAACCUCCGAUAAUGUAUAAAUGAACAUUCCAGUUAGAAACAUUGACCAACUAAAUUUUGAGGUGGAGAAAUGGCUUUUAAUUCUAAAAGUCUUGAAAAUGCCCGGCUUUGGUGUCCAUCAUUGUGGGAUAAAUAAUUUUCUCAAAUUGUUGAGAGAAAAGAAUGGUAAUGUUUAUUUAUUAUGUAUGGGCAUGUGUGUGCUUUUUUAAGGAACACUUAAGUCUGCACAGCACAUAGAUUAUUAUUAUUACUUUUUUGUGUAAAACUCGUGGAUGUUUAAAUGUACAAAUAAUAUAUAUUUCUUUCAUUUUGUUAAUAUUUUGGUUUGACUAUCUAUUUUAAUAAAAUAUCUUUGUAAACUUUAAGAA